AUGGCGUUGCCCUCUUCGUCCUCUACUUCCGGCUACUGUCCGGCCCCCCUGGCCUCGCUGCCCCGGGAGCUUGACCCGGCCAAGUACAACGAGUCCCCGGAGAAGUGCCGGGCCGAGGCAGAGCGUCUGGCGCUCCGCGCCCGCCUCAAGCACCAGUACCAGCUGAAGCUCAAUGACCCGCACCACGAGGGGAUCAUCGAGGACCCUGCCAUGCUCCGUUGGACCUAUGGUAGAUCACACAACAUUUACCCCAAUUUCCAGCCCACUCCCAAGACUUCCCUGUUGGGUACGUUGUGUGGGAUAGGACCCAUUUUCUUCUGGUGGUAUGUCAUCCAAACUGGCUGGGAUCGUAAAGAGAAACUUAUUCAGGACGGCAAGUACAAGUGA
Mauremys reevesii (Reeves's turtle) is the source of this 387-nucleotide messenger RNA. RefSeq names its product NADH dehydrogenase [ubiquinone] 1 beta subcomplex subunit 4-like. NCBI's taxonomy places the organism in Eukaryota, Metazoa, Chordata, Testudines, Geoemydidae. Gene Ontology annotation, cellular component: mitochondrion. The record is from RefSeq and is a predicted model, not a curated record. The transcript has a single exon. Bases 1 to 387 code for a protein of 128 amino acids.